AUGCUUGAUAAAUUUCAGCCUACAGAAGAUGGUGGCACCCAGUGCGUCUCGCAGCCCUGCCUGAACAACGGCUCCUGUCAUGACAACAUCCGCGGGUACACGUGCAACUGCCCCCGUGGCUACGAGGGCAGGAAUUGCGCCUACGGUGAGGUCCUGUGCUGGGCUGCUGCCCAAACCCUGCAGCUAAAAAUGAAUGUCACCCAGAGAGGGCUGACGGAUGUCAACAUUUUUGCCAUCCAGGACAGGAAUCCUAUACGUGCACUUGCGCUAAGGGUUAUCAACUUGGUGCAGAUGGCAAAUCGUGCAUUCCAAACGGUAAAAUUAACAAAUUCCGAAGGAAAAGACUUCUGUGGUGGUGUUAUAAUACGGGAAAAUUUUGUCCUGACAACAGCAAAAUGUUCACUCAUGCAUAGAAAUAUUGUUGUGACGACAAAUUUUAACAGAACGAGUAAUGACCUACUGACGAUUAAGAAAAUUCAUGUGCACAUGAGGUAUAACGAAGACACCGGAGAAAAUAACUUGUCACUGUUAAAGCUGGAGGAACCAGUCCAGUGCCUCAGCAACAGGCUUCCCAUCUGCAUGCCUGAAAAGGACUUUGCGGAACACGUUCUCAUUCCAGGCAAAGUGGGCCUUGUCAGCGGCUGGACAGUCAAUGGGACUGAAUUAGGUGACUCACUAGUGAAGCUGCCAGUUACAUAUCUUGAUGGUGACGAAUGUGAAGAAGUACUUAAUGUGACAGUCACAACAAGGAUGUAUUGUGAGAAGAGUGAAUUGGUAGCCAGGCCGUGGGUGGAGGGAAGCAUCGUUAUGAGAGAACACAGUGGUACCUGGUUUUUGACAGGGAUUAUGGACUCAUCACGAACAGAAGAGUAUGGACAGUUUCCUCCCCUCUACAUGGAAACACUAAUAGCAUCUACCAAGUAG
Trichechus manatus latirostris (Florida manatee) is the source of this 924-nucleotide messenger RNA. RefSeq names its product vitamin K-dependent protein Z. The transcript is spliced from 6 exons. The coding region runs from base 1 to 924 and encodes 307 amino acids. Gene Ontology annotation, molecular function: serine-type endopeptidase activity; calcium ion binding. NCBI's taxonomy places the organism in Eukaryota, Metazoa, Chordata, Mammalia, Sirenia, Trichechidae. The record is from RefSeq and is a predicted model, not a curated record. Gene Ontology annotation, biological process: proteolysis; blood coagulation.